AUGGCUCUCUCCACUAGCGACUACACGGUGGGCUGUAUCUGCCCUAUGGGGAUGGAGGUAGCUCCGGUCAAAGCCAUUCUGGAUCAUGAGCACACAAAGCCCCCCACUCCUCGCGGAAACAAUACCUAUAUAUUUGGGGAAAUUUCAGGGCACAAUGUUGUCAUCGCAGUCUUAUCGGAGGUUGGCAACAUUGCUGCAGCGAUCAAAGCCGCGCAACUUAAGCAUGACUUCCCAUCGAUCAAAUUUGGACUGCUGGUUGGCUUUGGGGGCGGAGUACCCAAUAUACACAAUGCUGUGGACAUUCGACUAGGCGAUGUCGUCGUAGGUAGUGGUGUCGUGCAAUAUGAUAUGGGGAAGCAGACAGUAAAAGGUUUCCAGCGGACAGGAGCCUUGAAAAAACCCCCUUCGAUCUUACUAGAAGCCAUUCAGCAACUAAUUGCGCGGCGUGAGCUAUCUGAAAGCCAAAUCCACGAACAUCAAUCGAGCAUAGUGGAUAGGCUUCCCAAUGAGAGGGAGAAAUAUAGCUAUCCUACGACGGCGAAAGACCUCUUAUUCCGAUCAAGCUAUGAACACCAGGGCGGUGCGACUUGCAAUGAUUGCAAUGUGCUUCAGACCGUUCAGCGAUGUGAUCGCGCACAUACAAGGCCUUAUAUCCAUUACGGGACGAUCGGAUCGGCCAAUAAGGUGGUUAAGAACGCGUUUGAGCGAGAUAGUCUAUCGCGCGGUGAUCUGAACAUUAUUUGUGUGGAAAUGGAAGCAGCAGGCGUGAUGUACUUCCCGUACUUGGUAAUUCGUGGAAUCUGCGAUUACGCCGACUCGCACAAGAACGAUCAGUGGCAGCCAUAUGCAGCGGCGACAGCGGCAGCUUAUGCGAAAGAGCUGCUGUCAGUCAUCCAGCCUCAGGCUGUUGGCCAGAAAGUUCAAACAAGAUGUUCUAGCCCCUACUGGGCCAACGAAACGUAUUCGCAAGCGCUCCAAGCUUUCAGGACGCACGACUACGAAGGAUUCAAGAACACAAAAUCGAAAUGUGAAAAGAAUACAGGGACUUGGUUCUUCGAACAAGAGCAGUUUCGUGCAUGGCUGAAUAGCCCUCGCAGCUCCUGCCUCUGGUUGUCCGCCGACCCAGGCUCUGGUAAAUCCGUGCUCUGCCGGCGCCUUGUCGACACACAUCUGGCGAUACCGGGUCCAAAAAUAUUAUAUUACUUCUUCGACGGGAGCAAGAAGGACAAUGUCGCUGAAACUGCAUUACAGGCUAUUCUGCAUCAGCUCUUUCUCACCGAUGAGACCUUAAUCGAAAUUGCGGUAGACUAUUUCCAUCAACACGGCAAAAACUCAGUUCGAGAAUUGAACUCGCUCUGGAGCAUAUUUCGAAAAUGCAUGUCUGAUUCUCGAGUCGGUACCAUUAUAUGUGUUCUAGAUGCUGUCGAUGAGUUUGGGGGAGGUAACAGCGAAGAACAAUUCCUCAAGUUUGUGAAUGAUCUGACGGACUUAAUCGAGGACGCUCAAGAUACAGGCAAGACAUUCAAAUUGGCCGUUAGCAGUCGCCCGUACUUUCUUACCAACACUAUCUCUCGUGAACUUCAGCAGCGGGUGGAAGUCUUCUCGAUCAAUGGAGCACAGGAGUACAAGAGUCUCGCCCAAGAUGUCGAAACGUUCAUCAGCCAACGUCUCAAAUGCUUAGUUCAGACCUUAAAACUUACAGAAGAAGAGGUCGAACUUGUAGAUUUUAGAUUAAAGGCUGGUCGGCGACAGAAUUUCCUAUGCGCUCAUUUUCUCUUGGAAACCCUGCGCAAGAAGCCUCCCUCGACGGCCCAAGCAUUGUUGGAUGCAGUGAAUGAUCUCCCGCGAGGUCUCGAAGACCACUACAGACGGGUACUCACUCUUUGCACAGACCACAAAAAGGCAAGAGCUAUAUUUUCCAUCCUUUUGGCAGCAAAGAGAGCUUUGAAUGUCGGCGAGCUCGCCAUGAUUCUUCUGCUUCAACCAGGUUUUCAGGGCUUGACGACGACUACUGACCGUGCGACGGAUAUCAUCAGAGACAUAUGCGGGAUGCUGGUGCAGGUAGUCAGCGGAAAGGUGUACUUGAUCCAUGAUACGUUGAGAACGUACCUCCUCAAUCCAGAAACAGAGAUCAAUCGAUCGAAGGACAGACGAGAUAUGAGUCUCUGUAAACACAGCAUCAACGUUGAUGAAGGUGAAGCGAGGCUGUCACUGGCCUGCACGAGGAUUGUCAGCGUCGAAAGACCUCUUCGGGGCGAACAGCCAGAGUUCAGGGAGUACGCUCAUCAGCACUGGGGUGUACACCUCUCCCGGACUCUUCGGUCCGUCCGUUGUCGUCAUCCAAUUGUUCAUAUUGAGAAGAUGAUCGGCUACGGGCUUGACUUACAGAUGCUUGAUAGUGAUGGCAAGAGUCUCUUGCACCGAGCAGUCGAUACACAUGUUGAUCGGGUCAAUCGUGAAGUCGUGCGCGGGAUUAUCAGCCAUGGGGGACUGGUGCAAACCGCAGACCGCGAUAACAUGACUUGUCUGCAUUAUGCGACAUUACGAAGCAAUGUAGCGCUGGUCCAGAUGCUCUUGGAGGCUGGAUUUGACAGCAAUGUGGCGGUCCGAAGGAAACCCGGCGCAAUACAUGAGACUCAUGACAGAAAAGACGUUGCACAUGGAGGACUCACAGCUUUGCAUGCAGCUGCAUACUUUGGAAGGCCUAAUAUGAUAGAGCCACUGCUCAAUGCUGGAGCAAAUGCUCAACUCCAGGACGAGGAUGGUAACACGGCUUUGCAUCUAGUGCUUAGCAGCAAAUUCGAGUACAAGAGCAGAGAAGAUCUCUGGUCUGCUGGUGUGUUUAUGCUCGAGAGUAUGCCUGAAUAUUUGUUUGAUAUUGAUGAUGAAGUGGAAAAAAAAGACGCAAUGCAUGACUUUGAGAACAAUUGGCGAGAAUCACGACACAGGAUGUUAGAAAUCCUCUGUUCAGGGGCAGGGCUAUCCCUUCAUCAACGCGAUAUCUAUGGCAACACGGCCCUACACCAUGUGCCAUAUGACCACAAGGAAUCGGCAAGGAGAACGACACAGUAUUUGUUGGAGCAUGGUCUUGAGGGAUCACUGCAAGACGGCAAAGGUAUAGCACCCAUCCAUCUUGCUGCCCGCGCUGGAAAUGUUCAGUGCCUUGAGAUUCUGCUGAAGGGUCCAAAAGAUCUGCUGAUUCAAGACAAAAGAGGUUGGAAUGUUUUACAUCAUGCAGCUCUAAGUGGCUGUGAGUCCACGGUCGAGUUCAUAAUUGGAAGCUCGACUUCCUUGGAGAUCGAAACGUCCUUGGAUUAUCAAGGGAUGAAUGCACUACAUCACGCAGUUGAAGGGUUUCCUGUCUAUGCGACCAUAGAUAAGUUGAUUCAACUUGGGGUCGAUCCGCGGCACAAGGAUCUGGAGGGAAGAGACCCUCUUGCCUAUUACAUUGAACAGAAGUUGGGGAAGCCACAAUCAGAUAUCGUACAAAGGCUGAUCGAGAGCGGUGCAGAUUUGGACUAUCUGGACAAGGAGGGAAGGAAUCUAGCCACUUUGGCUGUCAAUACUAAAUGGAUACUUUCUCUGGGCAUCUUAUUGUUGCUUCAAGAAGCAGGCGUUGACCUCCUUGCCGUCGAUGCACAAGGUAGGAGUAUCCUACAUUACGCAGCCAUUUUCGGCUCCGUGAACAUCGAUUUAUUGCGCCAUCUCGACGGAUGUAUGCAUCUUGACCUUGAUAUGCGUGACUUCUCAGGGACGACUGCUCUUCAGUAUCUUACGGCAAUGUCCCAGAAGGAGUACUCAGGCUGGCAUUGGAGGACGAACCGCUGGAAAGUCGCAGAAGUCGAUUUCCGGAAUUAUCGUUUACAGGCCCAAGGCCACUGCGAGUGCAAAGACUGGAGGAGAAUGUCUUGA
Messenger RNA from Exophiala bonariae, 3912 nucleotides. RefSeq lists its product as uncharacterized. Gene Ontology annotation, molecular function: protein binding; catalytic activity. The record is from RefSeq and is a predicted model, not a curated record. NCBI's taxonomy places the organism in Eukaryota, Fungi, Ascomycota, Eurotiomycetes, Chaetothyriales, Herpotrichiellaceae. The transcript is spliced from 2 exons. Gene Ontology annotation, biological process: nucleoside metabolic process. Bases 1 to 3912 code for a protein of 1303 amino acids.